AUGUUAAAGUCAACUUCUGUUCUGACUCGCUCUAAAAUAUUAACCACAACAUCAUCAUGCAUCCGAACUUUAUUAAAAUAUAAUUAUUUUCAAACAAGAGAAAAUAGAAGAUUUGUUUUACCGGGACCAAAAUCUCUUGACCAAAUUGUGAAAGUACCGUUGUUGGAGAGAGAAACACCUGAAGCAAUUACUCAAAUAUGGAAAGAUCAUCACGAAAUGAACCCGUUAAUUCUAGCAGAAACAGUCCCAUAUACACAAUAUCAAGUUCUCAAACACCGUUCAAAAGAUUGUCCAAUGUUUGUCUUACCUGUGUUUAAAAACAUUGGAUUUCAAACUGUUGUUUUGCAAUUUCAGACCGAACAUGUUUUAUUUACAUCAAUGAGAGAAUUCAAAGCAAAGGGAGAAUGGGCAUCUCCUCAAAUGUCUUUAACCCAUUUUACUGAAUUUGCUCAAACAAAAGGAAUUGUGCUAAUGAGAGGAGAAACAAACGAUACACACAUUAAUAAGGCUGAAGGAAGAGAUCUUGCACGAUUUAUGUACAAAUUUUACCUUGAUGACAAUCUUUAUCAUACAUUCGUAGAAGUUUUUAACAAGGAGCCAUCAAGAUUUAAUUUUGAAGAGCUCAUCAAUGCAGUCAAAGCACUCAAACCACCAAAACCAAGGCACAAUCCGCUUGUCCCUCCUCCUAAAAUGAAGUAA
Messenger RNA from Naegleria lovaniensis, 699 nucleotides. RefSeq lists its product as uncharacterized. Gene Ontology annotation, biological process: mitochondrial proton-transporting ATP synthase complex assembly. The transcript has a single exon. The coding region runs from base 1 to 699 and encodes 232 amino acids. The record is from RefSeq and is a predicted model, not a curated record. Lineage: Eukaryota; Heterolobosea; Eutetramitea; Acrasida; Naegleriidae. Gene Ontology annotation, cellular component: mitochondrion.